AUGGAGCAUCCAGCAUUCACGUUAUCAGGUCUUUGCGCAAUUGGCGGAAUUAUGGGCUAUGUCCGUAAAGGAUCCGUUCCGUCAUUGGUGGCCGGCUUGACUGUCUCUGUCUUGUACGGAUACUCGGGAUACUUGUUGAAGCAAAAUGCCAACUACGGGUUGGAGAUUGCCUUGGGCACAAGCUCAUUGUUGCUCGUGGCGGGGUUAGGAAGAGCUAUCCCCACCGGCUUUCAAAAACCGGUGCCAUUGCUUUUGGUGCUCUUGGGCGGAUUGAGCACUGGUUACUACUUGAAAAAGUACAACGAGUUCUACCCUUUUUGGUCUUAA
Messenger RNA from Lodderomyces beijingensis, 327 nucleotides. The record is from the annotation of a GenBank genome assembly. Lineage: Eukaryota; Fungi; Ascomycota; Pichiomycetes; Serinales; Debaryomycetaceae.